GAAACAACUAUUGUCUAUUGUUCUGUUGGCGGUGACUAUUGUUGGGAUGAUAACGUUAACGAACGAAUAUAAUAUAUAGUAUCAUUAAUACUUAAAAUAUGUAGAAUUUUAAGUGGGCAAUAACGAUUAAAUUAUAUUACAAUACCAAUUAACUACGACACGCACGCACACACACGCACAUACACACACACACACAUACAAUAAUACCCAUUCAUUAAAUCCAUACCUACAUUUAGUGAUAUAUGUGAAUUAAUUAUUGUAAUACUGUCGAACCUAAAUUGUAGUUGUAGGUACAUGCAGUGAUUACUAUAAUAUUAUAUUAUUUAUAAAUUAUCAAUUAUUUACAAACGUCUUCUGAUGUGGUGAUUUCUAAACAUAUCACACAGUACAGCAUUCUCUGUAAUAACAAUUAACAAGCAAACACAAAGUGCUGACUUGUGUUAUGAUCAAUAAUGGAAUACAAUCGGCCAAAUAACUAAUGUAUAAUUUAAAACAUAAUAUUAUUUUAAUACUAUCAUGGCUGAACUUUUAAAAAUCAAAAAAAGAAAAAUGGCUUUCAACAAAGAUUGUGAUGAAAAUGAAGCUGUAACUAAUUUUCGCGAAUAUUUACGUAUUCCCACCGUUCACCCUGAUGUUGACUAUAGUAAAUGUGUUGAAUUUCUAUUGCGUCAAGCACAAAGUUUAAAUCUUCCAUCAAAUAUUUAUUAUAUGGCCCCUGGAAAACCAAUAGUAGUUAUAACAUGGCUUGGACAAAAACCAGAACUUCCUUCUAUACUACUUAACUCUCAUACAGAUGUUGUUCCAGUAUAUCCUGAAUGUUGGACUUAUGAUCCAUUUUCUGCACACAAAGAUAAAAACGGAAACAUUUAUGCCAGAGGAUCACAAGAUAUGAAAUGUGUUGGAAUACAAUAUAUAGAAACAAUACGAAAAUAUAUAAAAGAAAAAUUAGUUUUUGAUAGAACUAUACAUAUGUCAUUUGUGCCUGAUGAAGAAACAGGUGGAGAUUUGGGAAUGAAAUUGUUUGUUGGGUCACCUGAAUUUGCAUCAUUAAAUGUUGGUUUUGCAUUAGAUGAAGGAUUAGCUAGUAGCGAUGACAGUUUCAGCGUAUACUAUGGAGAGCGAACUUUAUGGCAUCUUCAAAUAAAAUGUUCUGGUACACCUGGACAUGGUUCGUUAAUACAUGAAAAUACAGCUGGAGAAAAGUUACAAUAUAUCAUAAACAAAUUUAUGAAUUGGAGGGAGCAUGAAAAAUUAAGGAUGAAAACUUGUAAAUUGAAUGUUGGAGAUGUAACAUCAAUAAAUUUAACAAUGUUAAGUGGAGGAUGUCAAGUAAAUGUGGUGCCACCAGAGUUGUCAGUUAGUUUUGAUGUAAGAUUGAGUAUUGCUGUAGAUCCUACAACAAUAGAAAACAUUGUUAGAAAAUGGUGUAAGGAAGCUGGUGAAGGUGUAUCUUUAGAAUUCAUCAAUAAAAGCGCAUUCAUUCAGCCUACACUACUUGGACCAGAAAACCCAUGGUGGGUUACAUUUAAAAAUGAAUGUGAUAAAAUGAAUUUAAAAACAAAAACAUAUGUAUUUCCUGGUGCAACAGAUAGUAGAUAUAUUAGAGAGGUUGGUAUUCCAGCUUUAGGAUUUUCACCAAUAAAUAAUACUCCUAUUCUUUUGCACGAUCAUGAUGAAUUUUUGAAUGAGAAGACAUUCCUGGAUGGCAUAGAUAUUUAUUAUAAUAUUAUUAAGAGUCUUGCAUCUGUUUAAAUUACAACUAUUUAUUUUAUCUUCAUAUGUUAAUUAAUUUUAAAAAUGGAAAUUAUAAUAUGUGUUAUUAAUUCUAAGAAUAUUAUUUCUUAUUUUACUUUAUAAAAAAAAAAAAACCAACAUAAAUUGAAUAUUAAUUUUAGUGACAUGAAUAUUUUUGUUCCAAAUGUGAUAUAUUUAAAUAAUAUUU
Messenger RNA from Rhopalosiphum maidis (corn leaf aphid), 1942 nucleotides. Its product is annotated as aminoacylase-1-like. The record is from RefSeq and is a predicted model, not a curated record. Gene Ontology annotation, molecular function: aminoacylase activity. The transcript is spliced from 9 exons. Gene Ontology annotation, biological process: amino acid metabolic process. The coding region runs from base 517 to 1752 and encodes 411 amino acids. Gene Ontology annotation, cellular component: cytoplasm. NCBI's taxonomy places the organism in Eukaryota, Metazoa, Arthropoda, Insecta, Hemiptera, Aphididae.